Messenger RNA from Drosophila bipectinata, 2001 nucleotides. RefSeq names its product dual oxidase maturation factor 1 mol (gene mol). The record is from RefSeq and is a predicted model, not a curated record. NCBI's taxonomy places the organism in Eukaryota, Metazoa, Arthropoda, Insecta, Diptera, Drosophilidae. Gene Ontology annotation, biological process: protein transport. Gene Ontology annotation, cellular component: endoplasmic reticulum membrane.
GUUCCAAAAACCCGACACAACCAACAGCGGCCAGCAUGAAGGGCUGGUUCGAUGCGUUUCGAGACGAUGGCGGUCCAACGCUAUAUUCCUUCUCAAAUCGAACACCCGUAACCGGAGACGUCUCCAUAGUAGCCGUAUCAGUGCUAUUUGCGACAUUCUAUGUUGCAUUUUUGGUCAUCUUUCCGGGUGUACGGAAGCAGAAAUUUACAACCUUUUCGACAGUCACAUUGAGUCUUUUUGUGGGCCUAGUCAUACUAAUCACCCGCUUGGGAUCCGCGUGGCAUGUGGCACAUGCAACCAUCAUAGCACCCUACAAAGCCUUCUCACGCGAGAAGCUACCGGCGCGCAUCGGCACCCACAUUGGCCUCAUGCACGUCAAUGUGACGCUGACGGCCAUACCUAUUGGUAACUGGACACCACCUGAUAUCGACUACAAUGAGCGGUUCACCUGGGAGGGGGCCAACGACAUGAGUGCCAACUACCGUCAUGCCCUGCAGCGCGGAUUACCCUUUCCCAUCCUCACGGUGGCCGAGUACUUCAGCUUAGGUCGCGAGGGCUUCUCCUGGGGCGGACAGUACCGGGCUGCCGGCUAUUUUGCCAGCAUUAUGUUGUGGGCCUCGCUCGCCUCGUGGCUGCUGAUGAAUCUGCUGCUAAUUGCUGUUCCGCGUUACGGUGCCUACAUGAAGGCCCUAACCGGAGCCCUGCUGGUCUGCACCACCAUUGGCUACCACUGCCUGCUUCCAAAGCGGCCUCUCUGCAUUUACCUCGAGGGCGGACGUCUGGAGUUUCAUUUCGGCUGGUGUUACUGGCUGGUGUUGGUAGCAGGAAUCCUCUGCUUCAUAGCGGGGGUUCUCAUCUCCAUCAUCGACCUGGUCUGGCCGCACACCUUCUCCACUGUGCUGGAGGUUUAUUACGGCACUCCCUAUGAUCGCCAUGUGAUCCUGGAGGAGUCCAGUGAUGUGCGCUACCGCAAACCGCGAAAUAGUCGUAGCCUGGAGGACCCGCCUGGUCUAGGGUCGCGUAUCCUGCGACGCCUCAGCUCGAAAGCUCGCGACAUGCAGUCCAAUGCUGCCCCAAGAAGAGACAGCCCGGCUGGAGUGUCCACCAGUGGUGGUGUCGAAAACAAGGCCUUCCAAUCGGAUGCUCCAAAGAGUCCUUGGCGCUAUCCCUUCCGCAGAUCCCAGCAGCAACAGCAACAGCAUCAGGCACAUCCGAUGCACCAGCAUCCGUUGCAGCAGCACCAUCAACACCACCAGCACCACCACCAGCAGCAACUGCAGUUCGUUGGCGGGCCGGUGGUGCAGCAUCCUAUGCAUCAUAUGCAGCGCACCAUGUCCCAGGACUCGGGAUCCAGUAUCGCCUCGGCAGCAGUUCAGAUAUCGCCGCUGCACAAACAUGCUCUGGCGCGAAUGUUGCCUAACCCUCCGGUAGAGCGUAUACGUGACAUGGAUCACUGGUGACAGCCAUUGGACAAACCAUAAAAAUCAAACAUUUUUUAGGGCUUAAUAAAAACUUGACUAAUUGGAAAUACUUUUAAAAAACUCGUAAUGACAAAAACAAUUUGUGAUAAUCACCUAAUUUAAACAGAAACAUAAAUUGUAGGAUACAAACAUUUUAGUAAUUGACCUUGGCGAUCGAAUGAGAAAUUGUUAACUUUAAUCCUAAUCCUAAUUAAAUUAUUUUAAAGGCAUAAGCUUAAAAAGAAAGAGAAAUAAUAAUGUUCUUAGUGAUGUUCAUUUGUGAUAAGACAAUCCUGCCACACGUACCCAGAAAAAUGCAUAAAGAUGAUGAAACCAGGAUCAGGAGUUAUGACAACAAAAUCGAAUGUUUAAGAUAAUUAGUAAUUUAUUAUUUGUAAUAUUUGUAAUAUGAAUUCAAUGCCAGUGUCUGUAAAUCAUAAGAUAAAAGCGAAAAUAUGUAAAAUUGUUGUAAGUUUAGUUUUAAGUCGAUGACAAUGUUUAAAAACGAUUAGGAUAAAAAAACGAUGACUAGAAGAACAAA